CGGGGAGAUAAGCGCAGACAAUCACAUCGGAACUCUCCAGGCAAUCUCUAUAUAAAGCUGCGGGCGACUCUCCAGUCAAUUAUUGUUGCAUUUGUCAUCAGUGAUACAGGAGUUUAACUCAGGAUAGCCAAAGAACUUUAGCGGUGAUGGCUCCUCGACCAGGAUUAGGAGGGUCCUCAUCAGAGAACUCUGACAAGAUGUCAAAAGAGACUUCAUUUAAACAAGGAAAAAAUGAAAAUGAGACAGUGCCCACAAAAGAUCAAGUUAUAGCAUCUGCGAAUUCCACUGUAACCUUGGUAGAGGAUGAACCUGAAAAUGACCCGUGGGCACUCCCAGACAUAGAGGGCACCGGAGUAAAGUGGUCAGAGAUGAGCACAAAAGAGAAGAUUCUGUCUAUACUGUUUUCCAUCGGAAAAAUAGCUUUAUUGCUUGGUUUCCUUUACAUGUUUGUCUGUUCACUAGAUGUCCUCAGUUCUGCUUUCCAGCUUGUUGGAGGCAAAGCAGCCGGUGAUAUAUUUAAGGACAAUUCUGUGUUGAGUAACCCAGUAGCUGGAUUGGUGAUUGGAGUACUGGUGACAGUGAUGGUUCAGAGCUCAAGCACUUCGUCCUCCAUUAUAGUGAGCAUGGUAUCAUCUGGAUUGAUGGGUGUGAAAUCAGCCAUUCCUAUAAUAAUGGGGGCCAAUAUUGGAACGUCUGUUACCAAUACAAUAGUUGCAAUGAUGCAGGCUGGUGACCGGAAUGAGUUCCGAAGGGCCUUUGCUGGAGCUACAGUGCAUGAUUUCUUCAACUGGCUCUCUGUGAUUGUGCUGCUACCCCUGGAAAUUGCCUCCCAAUAUUUGUACCAACUUACAAAUCUUAUAGUAGAAUCUUUCAACCUUCAAAGUGGAGAAGAUGCUCCUGACUUGCUGAAGGUUAUUACAGACCCUGUAACAAAAGGCAUCAUUCAGCUUGACAAAUCAGUAAUCAAUGACAUUGCUACUGGGGACUCAUCUGCAAAGAACAAAAGUUUGAUUAAGAUCUGGUGCAAAUCAUUCACUAACGUGACUGUACAGAAUGUAACCGUUCAAGGCCCUGAGAACUGUACUGAAUUCUGUUGGACAGAUGGCAAUGUCACAUUCACUUUGAAAAAUGUGUCUCACAAAAUAGGCAUAGAAAAAUGUAACCACAUUUUUGUCAAUACUUCACUGAAUGAUCUUGCUGUUGGUCUUAUCCUGCUUGCAUUAUCCUUACUUGUGCUCUGUAGCUGUCUGAUACUUAUUGUCAAGCUUUUGAACUCCAUGCUGAAAGGAAAAGUUGCCUCAGUCAUCAAGAAGAUUAUUAAUACUGAUUUUCCCUUUCCCUUUGCAUGGGUGACAGGAUACAUUGCAAUCCUUGUUGGAGCAGGAAUGACUUUUAUAGUUCAAAGCAGUUCUGUCUUUACAUCUGCCAUUACCCCACUUGUUGGUAUUGGCGUCAUAAGUAUUGAAAGAGCAUAUCCACUUACUUUGGGCUCCAAUAUUGGCACAACCACCACUGCAAUUCUGGCAGCAUUAGCAAGUCCAGGAGACACUCUUGCCAAUUCACUGCAGAUUGCCCUUUGCCACUUCUUCUUUAACAUAUCAGGGAUCCUCCUCUGGUAUCCUAUCCCCUUCACUCGCGUACCUAUACGCCUCGCAAAGGGUCUAGGAGAUUGGACUGCUAAGUAUAGGUGGUUUGCUGUGGUGUAUCUGAUCCUUUGUUUCUUUAUUUUGCCUUUAACCGUGUUUGGACUUUCAGUUGCAGGCUGGCAGGUAUUAGCAGGAGUUGGAGUACCUAUUUUAGUGUUAGCCAUUGUUGUAAUUAUCAUUAACAUUAUGCAGUCCAAGUGCCCACGGUUCUUACCAAAUGUGCUGAAAACUUGGGAUUUCUUGCCAGUAUGGAUGCACUCUUUAAAACCCUGGGACAAGAUUAUUACCUCAAUGACAAACUUCUGCAAACAUCGGUGUUGCUGUUGCUGUAAGUGUUGUCAAAAUACAAACGAUCAAGACAGUGAUCUCUCUAAAAAUCAAGUAAUCUCUCCAGAGGUGUAUGAGAAUCCUAUAGCGCUUGAGAAUGAACAAGAGGACUAUAAUAAAAAUGAAGAACCAAAUGGGCAGAUCAAAAUAAGUACAACGAAUUUGUAAUUAUAUUUUGUGAUUGCUUUCUAAUGGUGCUUUUUUGAUGUACAUGUAUAUUUCAAAUUAUAUAUGCUUUCAAUACUUGGGGUAUUCCAGAUGAAGUAACUUAUGAGGGUGAAGCUCACACUUUACCUUUGAUAUGAUGUUAUUUCAUACUUAACAUCUGCUGAUCUCAGUGAAAGAAACACCUCUAUCGGUUUCUAUCUACUAUGGCAGUAUGGCAACCCCAAGUGGCCACUACUAGACACAUAAAUGUGUCACAUAUUAAUGGCACAAUUUUGCACAAAGUAUACUGUAUGUAUAGCAAGUAAAGUUUUUAUUUUUACCAGUAUCAGUUUAGACUUGCUUAAAAUUGUAUUUCUUCUGUUUAUGUACAAAUCAAAUUCUCUUUUUAUUUAUUAAAGAAGUAUUGUACAAAUGUGUAUAUAUUUAUGUAAAGAUAAUCAUUACAGAAUAAUAUUUUUUGCUAUGGAAAAAAUGAAUUUUUUAGUGUCCUGUUUGCUGAAGACAUUUUCAAAACAGUGUAAUGGUUAUCUAAUGGCAAACAGCUAUGAAUGCAAGAGAAUUCUUGAAUAAAUAUAAGUUCAGGCAAAUAUUUGGGUACACAUCAAAUUUGGCUAUUUCUCUUUUUUUUUGCAUGAGAAGGACUAUUGAAUAAGAAAAUGUAAAUUUAAUGCAGUGAAAUCUUGCCUGAUGACACAACAAUUAGCUUUGUCCCAGCAGAGCUGUAGGACACCACAGUUAGAUUCCAAGAUUAUUGUGUUAUUGUGUUUGUUUUUUCAUUACACAAUACUAAAUGCUGUUAAAUUGUUAACAUUGUUAGUUUUCCUGAAGGCAAAAAUAUUUUGUAACUGUGUUUGAAAGACUGAUACCCCUUUAGGGCAGGUUGUUAUGUUGGACCUGUUGAUUUCCAGUGGUAAGAACUGAGCCCAGAAAUGUUGGACUAAUAUCAGGAAGACAUAUUGAUUAUGUUAGACCACCAAUGUACUGGUGUACCAGAAUCAGAAGCUGUGUACUGAGUAUCCAGGGUGCUAGAGAAGUGAAAUUACAGAUCAUACAGAGAGGCAGACACAAACAGAAUUACUAUUGAAACAUAACAUAAAAGCUUAUUAGUAAGAAACUUACUACAAAAAGAGAAAAUUUUCAAUAUCACAUGUAUUAUAUGUUCAUUACCAAAUAAAUACCUGUGCUCUGAAUGCUUUGUAAGAAUACAUUUUUUGGUUAAAUACUGAAAUUUUUCUGUAAUUGUACAGUAAAAAUGUAUUGCUACUGUAUAACUCUGCAUUAUUAUCAUCAUUUACUUACUAUGAAACUAAAAUAACAGGAUAGAUAAGUAUAGAUAUCUCAUUCUUAUUCCCUAACUGUACACUUAUUUAUGCUGUUACUGUAGAUACACAAGAAGAACACACUAAUAAUACCUAGCUACACUAUAGUUUUUGAAUUAGAACUUAAUUAAAAAUACUGUCCAUUUUAAAAAUGGAGCUGGAAACUAAUGCCUAGAACUUUUCAAUACACAGUAUAAGCAAGGCAUCUGACCACAAACUGUAUCAGUAAAUGCAUUUUUCUAUGUACUCUAGAAAUAAAUAUAUUUUAAUUACUUAAGGUGAGAAAAGGUUACAUUCAAUGCAAUUGGAUUAAUGUCACUAAUUAUGUCUUUACCUAUAUGGAGUAUCAAAUGCAACAAUGAAUUGGUAAUUUGGGUAAUAUUAGUAAUAUGUUUUAAUGUAUUAAUUGUUAAUAUUCAUUUAUUAAAAUAGUUAUAACUUAAAAUGGACAAACCAAUCUGUGAUAAAGCAAACAAAAUAUUCAUGUAUUACUCUGACAAUUUUGAAUAAGGCAGCACCCUUAGCUACUAAUCACAGUACUUCGUUGCUUUGCUUUUCCUCCAGAUUCAGGAUCUAAAGUGGUGAAACUGAAACAGACCAGCACAUUGAGGUGUUUAUUUAAAUCCGGCUUCACUUAUAUAUAUAUUUUUUUUUUUUUUAGUUUUUUACUAAGUUAAAAUACUUGAGUUCUUUAUUGGAUUUGCACAAAUAUAAUGUAUGUACAUAUUAAAGAA
Messenger RNA from Erpetoichthys calabaricus (reedfish), 4194 nucleotides. RefSeq names its product sodium-dependent phosphate transport protein 2B-like. The record is from RefSeq and is a predicted model, not a curated record. Gene Ontology annotation, molecular function: sodium:phosphate symporter activity. NCBI's taxonomy places the organism in Eukaryota, Metazoa, Chordata, Cladistia, Polypteriformes, Polypteridae. Gene Ontology annotation, cellular component: apical plasma membrane; brush border; vesicle. Gene Ontology annotation, biological process: intracellular phosphate ion homeostasis; sodium-dependent phosphate transport. Bases 147 to 2141 code for a protein of 664 amino acids. The transcript is spliced from 13 exons.